CGCGUGCGUCAUUGCGGCUCGGCCAAUCCGCGCGGGGCGGCGCAGGCGCGGAGGAGGCGCCGGGGCUGCGGCCGGGCCUGGGUGAGUUUGCGGGGUUUUGUGAAAAAGUUUGGGCUCCGCUCGAGUCUUCGCCCGGAUCCUGGAAAAACAAUUGAAAUGUCGCCUGUGAAACCAGCGCGAUCCUCUCCUGUUGUGCCCCCCGCGCCUCUGCUCCUGGAGUAAUUUUCUGUGCGGGUUUGGGACCCGGAGCGGGGUGAAAAUGCCGGAGAUCAAAGUCACCCCCUUGGGUGCGGGGCAGGACGUGGGCAGGAGCUGCAUCCUGGUGUCCAUCGCUGGCAAGAACGUGAUGCUGGACUGUGGCAUGCACAUGGGCUACAACGACGACAGGCGCUUCCCUGACUUCUCCUACAUCACCCAGAAUGGGAGGCUGACUGAUUUCCUGGACUGUGUCAUCAUCAGCCAUUUCCACCUGGACCACUGCGGGGCCCUGCCCUAUUUCAGUGAGAUGGUUGGCUAUGAUGGCCCCAUCUACAUGACCCACCCCACCAAGGCCAUCUGCCCCAUCCUGCUGGAGGACUACAGGAAGAUCACCGUGGACAAGAAGGGGGAAACCAACUUCUUCACCUCGCAGAUGAUCAAAGACUGCAUGAAGAAGGUGGUGGCUGUGCACCUGCACCAGACCGUGCAGGUGGAUGAGGAGCUGGAGAUCAAGGCUUACUACGCCGGCCACGUGCUGGGAGCUGCCAUGUUCCAGAUCAAGGUUGGCUGUGAGUCCGUGCUCUACACUGGUGAUUAUAACAUGACACCAGACAGGCACUUGGGGGCUGCCUGGGUGGACAAGUGCCGCCCUGACCUGCUGAUCACAGAAUCCACCUACGCCACCACCAUCCGCGACUCCAAGCGCUGCCGCGAGAGGGAUUUCCUCAAGAAGGUGCACGAGACCGUGGAGAGGGGAGGGAAGGUGCUGAUCCCGGUGUUCGCCCUGGGCCGGGCGCAGGAGCUCUGCAUCCUGCUGGAAACCUUCUGGGAAAGGAUGAACCUGAAGGCUCCAAUUUACUUCUCCACGGGCCUGACAGAGAAAGCCAACCACUACUACAAGCUCUUCAUCACCUGGACCAACCAGAAGAUCCGGAAAACCUUCGUGCAGAGGAACAUGUUUGAGUUCAAGCACAUCAAGGCCUUCGACAGGGCCUUCGCAGACAACCCGGGGCCCAUGGUGGUGUUUGCAACCCCUGGGAUGCUCCAUGCAGGACAAUCCCUCCAGAUCUUCAGGAAAUGGGCAGGGAAUGAGAAGAACAUGGUGAUCAUGCCUGGCUACUGUGUCCAGGGAACUGUGGGCCACAAGAUCCUCAGUGGGCAGAGGAAGCUGGAGAUGGAAGGGAGACAAAUUCUGGAGGUGAAGAUGCAGGUGGAGUACAUGUCCUUCAGUGCCCACGCCGAUGCCAAGGGCAUCAUGCAGCUGAUCCGCCAGGCUGAGCCCAGGAACGUGCUGCUGGUGCACGGGGAGGCCAAGAAAAUGGAGUUCCUGAAGCAGAAAAUCGAGCAGGAGUUCCAUGUCAGCUGCUUCAUGCCAGCCAAUGGAGAGACCACCACCAUCCUGACCAACCCCUGCAUCCCUGUGGACAUCUCCCUGGGCCUGCUCAAGAGGGAGGCAGCCAUAGGCGCUGCCCCCGAUGCCAAGAGGCCGCGGCUGAUGCACGGCACGCUGCUCAUGAAGGACAACGGUGCUCAAGGACUACUCGGUGCAGCACCUCCCCGACGGCUCCAUCACGGUGGAGUCCAUCCUGAUCCAGGCCACGGCUCACUCCGAGGACCAGGGCACCAAAGUCCUGCUGGUCUCCUGGACCUACCAGGUGGGAAUUCCUCAUUUCUGCCCCAGCUCCUCCUCCCCACCUCCCUCCUGUGCCUUUGGAAGGUGAGGGCAGUCCCUGCUCUUCUCUGAGCUUUUGGGGUCCAGCAGAAAUGGUUCCACAGCUCUGUAAAGCAGAGAACUUCUGGGGUAAUUCCACUUAAUUCCAUUUAAUUCAGCUCUGAAUUAAAUAUUUCACUGUGUGUUUCUAGCUUGGAAAAUGUUAAACAAGGGCAGAACUAUUUCUGAUCUUAACAUUCUUUAUUUGAGUCAUCCCAGCACCUUCCCUUUCUGUGGCUGGAUUAUCAAACCUUCUAGAUUAUUAAACUUGCUGGGUUAUUAAAUUUGCUGGAUUAUUAAACCUGGAUUAUUAAACUUUCUGGGUUAUUAAAUUUGCUGGGUUAUUAAAAUUGCUGGAUUAUUAAACCUGGAUUAUUAAUCUGUCUGGGUUAUUAAACCUUCUAGAUUAUUACAUUUGCUGGAUUAUUAAGCCUGGAUUAUUAAACUUUCUGGGUUAUUAAACUUGCUGGGUUAUUAAAUUUUCUGGAUUAUUAAACCUAGAUUAUUAAACUUUCUGGGUUAUUAAACCUUCUAGAUUAUUAAAUUGGCUGGAUUAUUAAAUUUUCUGGGUUAUUAAACUUGCUGGAUUAUUAAAUUUUCUGGAUUAUUAAAUUUGAUGGAUUAUUAAUCUUUCUGGGUUAUUAUACUUGCUAGAUUAUUAAAAUUGCUGGAUUAUUAAACCUGGAUUAUUAAUCUUUCCAGGUUAUUAAACCUUCUAGAUUAUUAAACUUUUUGGGUUAUUAAACUUCCUUGGCAGCAAGGAAAUCCUUGGGAAGGCAGAGCACUAAAAUCAGUUUAUUCCUUGUUUCAAGCACAAAUGGAGCUUUUCCCAAAGGAAGCCCCUCAGGCCCCUGCAGAAACGGGAAUUCCACAGCAGGAAUUGGUCAGAAAUGAAAUUUUGGGUUGUUCCAGUCUCAAACACAGCUGACAGGAGAUCCUGCAGGCCCAGGAAUUCCCUCCCUUCUUCCCAACACUGAAUUUCCUGCCCCGGGUGGGACAAAAAAGGAAGAUUUUGCUCUGACCCUGGUUGUGGUUUUGUAUUUGAUUUUGGUUUUGUAUUUAAUUUUGGUUUUGUUUUUUAUUUUGGUUUUGUUUUUGUAUUUAAUUUUGGUUUUGUUUUUGGUUUUGAUUUUGUAUUUGAUUUUGGUUUUGUUUUUGAUUUUGGUUUUGUAUUUGAUUUUGGUUUUGUAUUUGAUUUUGGUUUUGUAUUUGAUUUUGGUUUUGUAUUUGAUUUUGGUUUUGUAUUUAAUUUUGGUUUUGUUUUUGAUUUUGUUUUUGUAUUUGAUCUUGGUUUUGUUUUUGUAUUUUAUUUUGGUUUUGUAUUUGAUUUUGGUUUUGGUUUUGGUUUUGUUUUUGUAUUUGAUUUUGGUUUUGUUUUUGUAUUUAAUUUUGGUUUUGUAUUUAAUUUUGAUUUUGAUCUUGGUUUUGUUUUUGUAUUUGAUUUUGGUUUUGUCCCUGUGCCUGCCAGGAUGAAGAGCUGGGCAGUUACCUCACAUCCCUGCUGAAGAAGGGGCUGCCCCAGAGCCCCCCCUGAGAGCAGAGAUUGGGUUUGAUUUUCAUUCUUAUUUUAUUUUAUUUACACUCCCUGUGCUUUUUCCUGUUGGUUUGAAUAAAGAAUUCCAGUGUUUGUCCAAUUCCUGCACUGGGAUUUUGGAA
This is a messenger RNA of Passer domesticus (house sparrow), 3565 nucleotides long. RefSeq names its product integrator complex subunit 11 (gene INTS11). Gene Ontology annotation, molecular function: RNA endonuclease activity. Lineage: Eukaryota; Metazoa; Chordata; Aves; Passeriformes; Passeridae. Gene Ontology annotation, cellular component: nucleus. Gene Ontology annotation, biological process: snRNA processing. The transcript is spliced from 16 exons. The record is from RefSeq and is a predicted model, not a curated record. Bases 260 to 1942 code for a protein of 560 amino acids.